AUGGCGUUUGCUCAUUUGUCCAAGUGGAUGAGCUUUCAAACUGGGAACCCUUUUUUCCUCGCCUCCUGCUUGCACUUCGCCUCUUCUGUCUCCCCCUCCCCCUACUCCUGUCUCUACAUCACCUUAGGUGCCUCCUGCAUACACUGCUCACUUCAGAUUUCCCCACCGGUGUCGCAGGGACUUCCCUCCUGCCGCAUCGCACCGCAGGCGACGCCCAUCUCCCAGGUUCGCCAGAACUAGCACCCCGACUGCGAGGCCGCCGUCGACAGCCGGAUCAGCCUGGAGCUGUCCGCCUCCUACGUCUACCAGUCCAUGGCCUUCUCCUUCGACCGCGACGACGGGGCCCUGAGGAACUUGGCCCGCUUCUUCCAGCGCCAGGCCCGCGAGGAGACCCAGCACGCCGAGAUGCUCGUGGAGCUGCAGAACCGGCGCGGGGGCCGCAUCCGUCUGCGCGACGUCAAGAAGCCCGACCGCGACGCCUGGGAGAGCGGCCCGAGGGCCACGGAGUGCGCCCUGCACCUGGAGAAGCGCGUGAACCACAGCCUGCCUGCUCGACCUGACCUGCACCGGCUGGCCACCGACCAGAACGACGCCCAGCUCUGCGACUUCCUGGAGGCCCGCUCCCUCCGUGAGCGAGCGAGCGAGCGAGCGAGGCAAGGCCAUCCAAGAGCUCUGGGAGGCUACGGCACCAGCCUGCGCAGCGUGGGGGCCCCGGAAGCCGGCCCGGCUGAGUACCCGUUCGACAGGCUCACCCUGCGCCACAGCCACAAAGAGAACUGACCUGGCACGGACACCUCCCCCGGGCAGGGCCCAGGGCGACUUCCCCUGGGCGCCCCGCCGAGCGUGCAUGUUGCAGUAUUGCCUUGGCAGAACCUUCAGGUUUUUUUCUUCCAGUUCUGCCAUAAAUAAAUAAAUAAAUAAAUAAAUGAAUGAAUGAAUGAAUGAAUAAUAAAGU
Molecule: messenger RNA, 955 nt
Organism: Canis lupus familiaris (dog)
Lineage: Eukaryota; Metazoa; Chordata; Mammalia; Carnivora; Canidae
Gene: FTHL18
Product: ferritin heavy chain like 18
Exons: 2
Biological process (GO): iron ion transport; intracellular iron ion homeostasis
Cellular component (GO): cytoplasm
Molecular function (GO): ferric iron binding; ferrous iron binding
Source: RefSeq, a predicted model, not a curated record